Molecule: messenger RNA, 576 nt
Organism: Fomitopsis serialis
Lineage: Eukaryota; Fungi; Basidiomycota; Agaricomycetes; Polyporales; Fomitopsidaceae
Exons: 10
Coding region: 1-576 (191 amino acids)
Source: RefSeq, a predicted model, not a curated record
AUGUCUAGUCUUCGCUGUUUCUCAAUCAUGACUAUACUAUUAUACCGUCCGAGAGGCCACGCCGUAACAGCCAGUGUCGCUUGCAUUGGCGGCCCAGUGGAGUGGAUUGUGCCCGCUGCUUACAAAACCGAACCGGCCGUUACCGAUGGCGGCGACUGGUCUCGCGAACGUCAAGUUCGCAACAGGCGAGUCAUAGAAGGACCCAUUUGCUGUCUUGGGCCCUACUCGUCUGUCGCGUUUGCGACUGUCGGCGUGUGUUUGCUGACUGCCCGCGCCGACAAAACCAUAACGGGCAAACCCCGCGUCAGUUGGACGGCUGUGAUCGCGCGCUGGAUUGUUGAGGCCGGAUUACACGGCGUUCAUGUAAUGCCCGGCCAAUCCACCACGUCGUGGCCCGACGCCGAGUACUGGACUCGCGUCCGUGCUUCUUCAUCGAGCCGGAUGUGGUGCUGGGGCUGGGACGGCGCGGGCGAUCUGGACGGGCGUGACGUGGACCCUAUGCCCAGCAAGUCGAUGGGCCCGGAAGCGGUCGCGAUUCGGCACGCCGACAGAAGCAUGAACCUGCCGUAUCCUUAA